GGUAUAUUUCAGAUCUUUAUUCAAUUAAUGUUUAAUUUUUACUAAUUAUGCAGAAAUUAUAUUAAAGUAGCCUAGAAUAAGUUGAAAUCCUUAUCAAAUAUUUAAUAUUUCUAAUGUGUCAGUGUUAUUGGGUAUAAUUAUUUGUAGGUACGGUGAUGAAUAGGUGACAGACAGAAAAAUGGAAACAAAAGAUUUGUUAAUCCUUGAACCGUUUUAUGGUGGAUCACACAAACAACUGAUAAAAACGAUAACAAAUUCGUUGGAUAACCACAAUGUAAAAUAUGAUUUAUUCACACUACGAGCCAAGAAAUGGCCUUGGAAAGCAAGAUGUGGGGCUAUUAUGCUGUCGGAGGCCAUUCCAAGAGAUGUCUCAUACAGAACAUUAUUCUGUAGUUCGGAUUUGAGUCUCUCAGAAUUUGUCGGAAUAAGACCGGAUUUUUAUCACUGCCACAAGGUGGUGUAUUUUCAUGAAAACCAACUUGUAUAUCCAGUGCAGAAAUCUGAAACUCUCGAUUUUCAGUUUGGAUAUAACCAAAUUUUGACAGCUCUUGCCGCAAAUGAAAUAUAUUUUAAUUCUUUAUACAACUUUCAAUCGUUUGUUAUGAAUAUAAAUGAAUUUCUACGGAGAAUACCCGAAUAUAAACCCAAAGAUAUCAAAGAAAAAAUAGAAUCAAAAAGUAAAGUUUUACAUUUUCCUCUGACAUUUAAUAAAGAAAUUUCAACUUUAAAAGUAAAAGAAGAUUCAAAUGAAAAAAUACUUCACAUUGUUUGGGCCCAUAGAUGGGAGUAUGAUAAAGAUCCAUUGACAUUUUUUAAGACUUUGUUUGAGUUGCAAGAGAAUGAUUUCAAAUUUUGCGUCUCAAUUCUGGGACAGGGGUUCACCGAUGUUCCGAAGGUUUUCACAGAGGGCAAGGAGAAGUUGAAAGAGGGUACAAUUCAAAACUGGGGGUAUGUUGAGGACAGGAACAAAUAUUUAUCCAUUUUACAAUCGUGUGAUGUCGCUAUAUCAACAGCAAUCCAUGAAUUCUUUGGAGUAUCUAUGAUGGAAUGUUGCUAUAGUGGUUGUUAUCCAUUAUGUCCAAAUAAACUAUCUUACCCAGAAAUAUAUCCUUCUGAAUGCCUUUACAACACACCAAGGCAAUUGUAUAAAAAAUUGAGAGAAUUUUGUUUGAAACCCUGGCUUGCCUCAGAGUUGCAUAAAAAGUUAAACAUUGAUUAUUCAAAAUAUUCAUGGGAUAAAAUGGAAUCUGAUUAUUUAAACAUUUUGAAAGUAGGACCAAAACGUCAAUGUACACGAGAAAAUGAAAUUAAUAAUCCUGUGACAAGGGAUUUCUAAGUAAUUGUUGAAGCGAAAUUUUAAAGCAGCAUUCUGUGAAGUGCUUUUAUUAGGAUUCGCUAUUCUGAUUGCCAUAAUUCAGUAAUUCUUUUUUCUGUAGAGAUAUUUUUGAAGUGGGAUUAUGAUUUAUUUUUAUAUUAUCAUUAUUUCACUUCAAAAUAUGUCACACAUAAAAAGAAAUAUAAGCAUGGUGUAAUCUAAUUUAUACUAUCAAAUCGUUCGUUAUUUAUUUGGAACAUGAAUUAUGAGGCAUUGUAUGGUCCCACAAAAUAUUAAUUAUGUUUGUAUUGAUAGUAUUUCUCAAUCUGCUGAUACAGAUGAAAUGAUCAUGUUUCACGUAUUUUUACA
Molecule: messenger RNA, 1684 nt
Organism: Styela clava
Lineage: Eukaryota; Metazoa; Chordata; Ascidiacea; Stolidobranchia; Styelidae
Product: tRNA-queuosine alpha-mannosyltransferase-like
Source: RefSeq, a predicted model, not a curated record